Molecule: messenger RNA, 2798 nt
Organism: Drosophila subobscura
Lineage: Eukaryota; Metazoa; Arthropoda; Insecta; Diptera; Drosophilidae
Gene: Hr38
Product: probable nuclear hormone receptor HR38
Exons: 4
Coding region: 135-2678 (847 amino acids)
Biological process (GO): cellular response to corticotropin-releasing hormone stimulus; retinoic acid receptor signaling pathway; regulation of transcription by RNA polymerase II
Cellular component (GO): transcription regulator complex; nucleus
Molecular function (GO): RNA polymerase II cis-regulatory region sequence-specific DNA binding; nuclear receptor activity; nuclear glucocorticoid receptor binding
Source: RefSeq, a predicted model, not a curated record
CAGCAACAUCAACAGCAGCAGCAGCAACAACAGGAGUAACAACAGCAACAGCAACUGCAACAACAGCAGCAGCAGCAGCAAUCCAUACCACAAAAAUCAGCCAAGUGAGGCUUAAUAACCCAGCGACAACAAGCAUGUUACUUUUGCAACCCAAUAGCUCCUUUAGUUCACUGUCGCCCUUUGAUAAUUUCUCCACGCAAUCCGCGACGACGACUACAACGUCGUCGGUAACCGCUGCAGCGGGACAUCAUCAUCUACAGCAGCAGCAACAUUUGCAGCAGCAGCAACAUCUCCAGCAGCAGCAUCUGCAGCAACAUCAGCAGCAACAUUUGCAGCAGCAGCAGCAACAUCUUCAGCAGCAGCAGCAACAUCAGCAGCAGCAGAUCCUCAAUACCCAACAACAACAACACCUGCUGAAAACCGAAUCACUGCUCUCCCAUGAGGAGGAUCAGUUGAUUAGCAACCUGAACGACGUGGCCGGAUCGCACAGUGAACUCUUCUCGGAUCUCUUCUUCCCCUCGGACUCGAACAACUCGCUGCUGUCGCCAACGACCAGCGGCUAUCCGGAUAAUCCCUCCGGCGAGGAUCUCACCAGCUCCAUUGAGAAUCUCACGAAGCUCACGUGCCUGCGCGACAAGCGACUCUCCUCCAUUCCCGAGCAGCAGCUCAGCUCCGAGCAGGAGCAACAGCUCUGUCUGCUCAGCCUACGCUCCAGCAGUGAUCCAGCCAUCGCCCUUCACGCCCAACAGCAGCAGCAACAACAGCAGCAGCAGCCCCUGCAGCAGCUCUCCCAGCAACAAUCCGGUUCCGGCCAAAUCCAGCUGAUCUCGCCCAUCGGUGGGCCACUGUCCUGUGGCAGCAGCCUGCCCAGCUUCCAGGAGACCUACUCCCUCAAGUACAACAGCAGCAGCGGCAGCAGUCCCCAGCAGGCAUCCUCCUCAUCCACGGCCGCAGCCACGCCCACUGACCAAGUGCUGACACUCAAAAUGGACGAGGACUGCUUCCCGCUGACGAGUGCCGCCGAAGUUAUGUCGGGCUGGAACGCCAGUCCGGCUCCUGCUCCCGCCCAGCUCCAGCAGCUGCACACGCUGCAGACACAGUCGCAGAUGUCGCACUCCCAUCCGCAUCCCAACAGCAGCAGCAGCGGCAGCAACAACAACAACGGGGGAAGCAGUGGCUACAACUACCACGGACACUUUAAUGCGGUGAAUGCAAGCGCCAAUCUAUCGCCAAGCUCAUCGGCAAGCUCGCUCUACGAGUAUAACGGGGUUUCCGCCUCAGAUAAUUUCUACGGACAGCAGCAACAACAACAGCAGCAGCAACCCAACUAUCAUAACUACAACUCACACAAUGGCGAACGCUACUCGUUGCCCACCUUUCCCACCAUUUCGGAACUGGCAGCGGCCACAGCUGCUGUGGAGGCAGCGGCAGCAGCUUCCAUUUCCGCUUCUGUGGGGCCAACGCCCGUGCGUCGUUCCUCGCUGCCCGUGCAGCGUACAGUCUCUCCCGCGGGCAGCUCCGCCCAGAGCCCCAAGCUGGCCAAAAUUACGCUGGGACAGCGGCAUCACGCCCAUGCACAUCCGCUGCAGCUGAGUUCGGCGCCCAAUUCGGCGGCCAGUUCGCCGGCGAGUGCGGCUGGGGCAGAUCUCCAGGCGGGACGACUGCUCCAGGCGGCCUCCCAGCUGUGUGCCGUUUGCGGGGACACCGCCGCCUGCCAGCAUUACGGAGUGCGCACCUGCGAGGGCUGCAAGGGAUUCUUCAAGCGCACCGUGCAGAAGGGCUCCAAGUAUGUGUGCCUGGCGGACAAGAUGUGCCCCGUGGACAAGCGGCGACGCAAUCGAUGUCAGUUCUGUCGCUUCCAGAAGUGUCUGGUCGUGGGCAUGGUCAAGGAAGUGGUGCGCACGGAUUCCCUGAAAGGACGCCGUGGACGGCUGCCCUCCAAGCCGAAAUCCCCACAAGAGUCGCCCCCAUCGCCACCCAUUUCGCUGAUAACUGCUUUAGUGCGAAGUCAUGUGGACACGACGCCCGAUCCUUCAUGCCUGGACUACACCCACUACGAGGAGCCAUCGAUGAGUGAGGCGGACAAGGUGCAGCAGUUCUAUCAUCUGCUGACCAGUUCGGUGGAUGUCAUCAAGCAGUUUGCGGAGAAGAUACCCGGCUACUUGGAUCUCACGCCCGACGAUCAGGAGCUGCUCUUUCAGUCCGCCUCCCUGGAGUUGUUCGUGCUGCGGCUGUCCUAUCGCGCACGCAGCGACGACACCAAAAUGAUCUUCUGCAAUGGCACGGUGCUGCAUCGCAGUCAGUGCCAGCGAUCGUUUGGCGAGUGGCUGAACGACAUCCUGGACUUUAGUCGAAGUUUGCACAGUCUGGAGAUUGACAUAUCAGCGUUUGCGUGUCUCUGCGCACUCACAUUGAUCACAGAACGCCAUGGCCUGCGUGAGCCCAAGAAAGUGGAGCAGCUGCAGAUGAAAAUCAUUGGCAGUCUGCGCGAUCAUGUCACCUACAAUGCCGAGGCCCAAAAGAAGCAACACUACUUCAGCCGACUGCUGGGCAAACUUCCAGAGCUGCGCUCCCUCAGCGUUCAGGGACUGCAGCGCAUUUUCUACUUGAAGCUGGAGGAUCUGGUGCCAGCGCCAGCACUCAUCGAGAACAUGUUCGUCACCACAUUGCCCUUCUAGGCAGUCCAAAAACCACAACACAACACAACAUUGCUUCCUUCAACAUAGAAACUAAGUUACAGCCACUAAGAACUAGGUAAACCAUAACUAGCUUUAGUAGAAAACCCCCCAAUAAAUAAA